Molecule: messenger RNA, 843 nt
Organism: Puccinia triticina
Lineage: Eukaryota; Fungi; Basidiomycota; Pucciniomycetes; Pucciniales; Pucciniaceae
Exons: 1
Coding region: 1-843 (280 amino acids)
Source: RefSeq, a predicted model, not a curated record
AUGGCUCCGGCACCAAGCCCUUGCUCUUUCAAAUGCUCUACCACCUCCAGAGUUCCCUUUUGGAUGCUCGUCUGGCUAACCUGCUUGUCUUUGAAGAAUGUACAAUGUACGUCUGCUCCGGACUCUGCCAACACAUGGCUGCCGUGGGCUCAAACUAUGCAAGAAUCGGACUCCCCGCAAGAUGUCCUCGAUUUCGUCACUCUUCCAUUGCCGGAUUCACAUCCCAUCGACCCUGACAUCGAUUUGCGUGAAUCUGAUUUCGAUCGAAAUCAACUUCAUUUCGUCAGUGGUCCAUGGCCGGGAUCGCAUAGUCAGCGGCCAGAAAGUGAUUCUCAUCCCGUUCCCCAUGAUAUUGAUGCGCGUCCGCGGUCUGAAACGGACUCCCGUCAAAAUCUUCUGGAUAGUCCACGGCCGGAAUUGGAUCCCAUUUCUCAUGAAAUUGCCUCGCGCACGCCUCCUGAAUUGGCUUGGCUUCAAGAUAACAUCUAUUUUGACGAUAGCCCAUGGCCGGAAAUUGAAACUCAUUCCAUUCCCGAUGGGAUCAACCCGCAUACACCACUUGUUCAACACGACCGGCCAAACGAACUGAAUAAACUUGAAAUCCCAGGAAGAGAAAGUAUGGAAACCGACAGCGAUGAUGAUGAGCUUCCUUUUGAAAUUGUCAGCUAUGAGCGGCCACCAGAAAGCGAAAGAAGAGUGAUCUUUGAAGCGAUCCGAAGUAUGAAGCAAACCAACGGAGGCAAGUUAGUUAAUGACGAGCGGGAAGACGAAUACAAGAUUCUUAAGAUAAGCGAGGAUCAAACCUUCCACUUUAUUUCUCAAGUGGUACAGAAAAAAAAAUAA